AUGCAGAAGCAGGAUAAGAUAAAUUUCCGAGAGCAUGCUAAGAAAAUUGGUCAUAAUCUCUGCAUUUGGCCACAAUGUGACCAGCCAUGUGAAAAUUUCGCCACAUUUUUGCAUCAUUUGGCAACGGUGCAUACGCUCGACGAACGAUCCGCUCAGCAGUGUCGAGCUCAAAUCGAGGUAGUGGAUAACCUAGAACAUAGGCUCAACAGGGAGCGUACUCGCUUGCAGGCUAUGAUGCAACACUUACACAUGAAACAAUCACCUGAUACCACUACACCAACAUUAGGCACGUUGCAGCAGUCACAAGAUUCAACAUCCAUCCCAUCACCAACACUUGCAGAGACAAAAGCUGAAUCUCUGCCCGAUCAGCAGCAAACAAUCACGGCAUUGUCAUUACCAAGUGUGUCAAACGUUGAAGGUUCACAACAACAGCAACAAGAGCAAGAGCAACGGCAACAACAACAACAGUCCCAGCAGUGUCAUCAUCGUGCGACUCCAACACCACGGCGGAAAAUCAACGACAAAGUUGUUUUACAUAUUUCAACCGAUAUUGCACGAAACCGCGAAUUUUAUCGAACACAUGAUGUUCGUCCACCAUAUACAUAUGCAUCUCUUAUACGCGAGGCUAUUAUGGAGUCCAAAGAUUGCCAAUUAACACUUAACGAAAUUUAUCAGUGGUUCACGGAAACAUUUGCAUACUUCCGAAGGAACGCUGCAACUUGGAAGAAUGCAGUGAGACAUAACUUAUCGUUACAUAAAUGUUUUGCACGGGUUGAGCAGAAUGUGAAAGGUGCCGUAUGGACAGUGGAUGAUUCAGAAUUCUACCGACGACGGCCUCAACGUGCGCAUACGUCACGAAGUACGCCGUCGACACCGAAACCUGAUAACCCGUUAAGUUUACUUUCCACAGCAGCUGCAGCAUCUGCAGCAAGUAUGAUGAUUGCAGCCAGCGAGCAUCCGGAAGCAGUGCUCCUUUGUGAUAUCAAGCAAGAAGUAUUAGCUGCCGAGAAUGUUACUCCAAGCUCACUACAAAUGUUCAUCAAAGAAGAAAAAUCGAGCCCGAAGCUUGAGGUUGGCGAAGAAUCAUAG
Molecule: messenger RNA, 1089 nt
Organism: Brugia pahangi
Lineage: Eukaryota; Metazoa; Nematoda; Chromadorea; Rhabditida; Onchocercidae
Source: the annotation of a GenBank genome assembly